This is a messenger RNA of Microcebus murinus (gray mouse lemur), 2932 nucleotides long. RefSeq lists its product as uncharacterized. Gene Ontology annotation, cellular component: nucleus. Gene Ontology annotation, biological process: regulation of transcription by RNA polymerase II. The record is from RefSeq and is a predicted model, not a curated record. Lineage: Eukaryota; Metazoa; Chordata; Mammalia; Primates; Cheirogaleidae. Gene Ontology annotation, molecular function: DNA-binding transcription factor activity, RNA polymerase II-specific; RNA polymerase II cis-regulatory region sequence-specific DNA binding.
CCGGCUUAGCGGCGAUCAGUUAAGCUGCGCUUCCAGAGGUUUCACUGAACCUAGGGCCCCGGAAGCUGGUUGUGAGCUGAGGCGCGGGAGGAGGCAAGCAUUGUCCUCACCGCACUGAGACGGGUCUGAGCCUCGGUGGCCGCGCCCAGGGUGAGCCGGGUGCCCGCCGCGGUCGUUCUCCUGUGUCCGCUCCGCCCUCAGAGUCCGAUGGCGGCCGCUGUGCUAAGGGACCCUGCUCUGGGGCAUGUGACCUUUGAGGACGUGGCCGUCUGCUUCUCCCAGGAGGAGUGGAAACUGCUUGACGAAGCUCAAAGGCUCCUAUACUGCAGUGUGAUGCUGGAGAACUUUGCACUUACUGCCUCUCUGGGACUUACAUCUUCCAAGAGCCAUGAAAUAAUCCAACUGGAGUCAUGGGGAGAGUCCUUCAUGCCUGCCUGGGGAUUCAUGGCGCCAGCUAUGCCAAAAGGUUGUUGGCAUGGAGUGGAGGCUAAGGAGACUCCUUCUGAGCAGAGUGCUUCUGUAGAAGUACUGCUCGGUUCACAUGUUUACCAACACCAGAAGAUGCACUGUAGAGAGAAACUCUUAAAAAGAGAAGGAGGGUGGGUCCCAGUUCUAAGGAGCUGCAGAGUCCACCUGUCAGAGAAGCCUUUCCACAGCAGAGAGGACGGGAAGGACUUUCCCACUAGCGUGGGUCUUCACAAGCACCAGGUGACUCACACUGGAGGGGAGUCACACAGGAGCACCAAAAGUGGGGAGGCCCUUCACACUGGAAAAAGGCGUUACAAAUGCAUUGAAUGUGGGAAAGCCUUUGGUCAGAAAUAUUUACUUGUUCAGCACCAGAGACUACACACUGGAGAAAAGCCUUAUGAAUGCAGUGAAUGUGGGAAAUUAUUUAGCCAUAAAUCCAACCUUUUCAUACACCAAAUAGUUCACACUGGAGAAAGGCCUUAUGGGUGUAGUGAAUGUGGAAAAUCCUUUAGCCGCAAUGCUGACCUCAUUCAGCACCAGAGAGUUCACACUGGAGAAAAGCCUUUUACAUGCAAUGAGUGUGGAAAAGCUUUCAGGCAUAAUUCUACACUUGUUCAGCAUCACAGAAUCCACACUGGAGUAAGGCCUUAUGAGUGCAGCAAAUGUGGGAAAUUCUUUAGCUUCAACUCCAGCCUUAUGAAACAUCAGAGAGUUCACACUGGAGAAAGACCUUAUAAGUGCAGUGAAUGUGGGAAAUUUUAUAGCCACAAGUCCAGCCUUAUUAAUCACUGGCGAGUUCACACUGGAGAAAGGCCAUAUGAGUGCAGUGAAUGUGGGAAAUUUUUCAGCCAAAGCUCUAGCCUCAUGCAACAUCGAAAAGUUCACACUGGAGAAAAGCCUUUUAAAUGCAAUGAAUGUGGGAGAUUCUUUAGUGAAAAUUCCAGCCUUGUUAAGCAUCAGAGAGUUCAUACUGGAGCAAGGCCUUAUGAAUGCAGAGAAUGUGGAAAGUUUUUUCGCCACAGCUCCAGUCUUGUUAAACAUCGGAGGAUUCACACGGGAGAAAUGCCUUAUGAGUGCAGCAAUUGUGGGAAAUCCUUCAGCCAGCGUUUCAACCUCAUUCAACACCAGAAAGUUCACACUGGGAAAAGUCUUGAAUGCAAAAAAUGUGGGAAAGCCUUUAGCCACACCUCCAAUCUUAUUCAUCACUGAAGAUUUCACAAACCUGAAAGGCCUUAUGAAAGAAUAAGGUCUUAUGCAAAAAAUGUGGAAAAACCUUUUUAACCAUUUGGUUAAAAUGUCUGCUCUGCUGCAGCAACAGAAACUUUACAACCCAAAUAGGCCUUAUGCAUACAGUGAAAGUAGAGAAAGGUCUUAGGAGUGCACGGUACAUGACACCUCCUAGUCUAUAUAACUUACUUAAUAUGGAGAAACACUGAGAGUACCCUUUAUGAGGGAGCCAGCAAUUGAACAUUAUACAUACAAAUUUGCACACUGGGGACAGGAUGAGAAUUCCUGACAGAUUGCCUCUCCCAAGAAGAUAGCACUCUGCCUGGGAGCCCCAGGGAGAGGGAGCCCUGUGUUCUCAGAUCCACCAGUCUGGAGUAGAGUUUCCAUCUUGUUGAGUUAAGAAGGAAGGAGGGAAGGAGUUGUCUUCCUUCAAAGGUGACUGAUUUACUGUUGUUACUGAAUGUUCGAUUUUCUUGAAUAAUUAUUUUUUAACUUGCUAUAUACCUGUAGCACCAUUUCCAGAGACUUUGAAUUGUGUUUUUAUAAUUUUUGCUAGUUUGGCUGAGUCUAUGAAGUUUUUCAUGCUGUCAUGCUGGAAUUUGAUCCAAAUGUUUAAAUUAUCAAGAACCUGAAAAGUUGUGUUCUAAAUAAUUAUGCAUUUCACAUGUCCUCUUGGAGUAUUUUUUUUUUAAGACAGAGUCUGGAGUCCUUCUUGAUCCUGAAGUGUAUUAGGUGCCGCUGUUGCUGCUCGUGUUAAAUCCAGAACCGUAGCUGGACAUGGGUCUGGAGGACGUACAAAAGAUGCUGACUGGAUCUGGAGAUCCCAAAGAGGAGGAAAAGGAAGAGGAGGAAUUAGUGGAUCCCCUAACAACAGUGAGAGAGCAAUGUGAGCAGCUGGAGAAAUGUGUAAAGGCCCGGGAGCGGCUAGAGGUCUGUGGUGAGCGUGUCUCCUCCUGGUCACAUAUAGAAGAGGAUUGCACAGAGGAGCUCUUUGACUUCUUGCAUGCAAGGGACCACUGCGUGGCCCACAAACUCUUCAACAGCCUGAAAUAAAUGUGCAGACUCAUUCACAUCAGCCUUCAUCACCUGGGCAUCAGGAUUUUGAAUAUGCCAUUUGUUUUUAAUUUGUGUAAAAGUUCAUAUGAACCUCAUGGAUUUUGGCUUAGGCAAGUAGCUUCUGUGUAAUUAGCAGUGAUUCCAUCUUAAUAAAAUUUUGGGAACUGCAAAAAAAAAAAAA